GGGAAUAGACCAGACUACCAGCGUGCUAAAGAAUGGGAGAAAAACAAUAAACCAAAAAUUUCUAUUUCAAAGUUCAAGAACGGUGAUAGAGUACUUCGCAAAAAACAAAAUAUAAAUUAUGCCGAAUUUACUAAGGCAAAAUCUGUCCAAUCCGAAAAUAACCAUGAAACAUUUGAUCAAACACACUUUGAAAUUAUUUAUAAUAGCUUGGAUCCCAAUAAAAUUUGGACCCUUAAGUCUUCAGGUCGUGUCGUUGAAGAAGUCAUCUACGACUAUGCACGAAAUUUAACUCAUGAAUCUUAUUUGCAUUCAUUCAUAAUAAAUGAUAUUGAUGCAGAAACAAAAUCGUUGUUUUUUGAAGAAGAAUGGCAGGAAAUUUUUAAUGUAGAAGUUAACGAUAAGCCCAAACUCAAAUCUUCCAUUAAAGAUUUGUUGAAAAAUUGCUCUGUUGAUGAUCCUAAAAAGUUGCGAAAAAUUCUUUAUGAGUCAUUUUUGUCAGAUGAUUUCGAUUUGGAAUUCAUUAAUUAUGCUUAUCAAGGAAUGAUGUUUUUAUGGAACAAAGAUGAAAACCCAUUCGAUCAUUCUAAAUUAGAGGGUUGGUACGAAGUAAAUGUGUGGGGGCGUUUGAUUGAUCCUGCCUUUGACAAUCUUUUAAAUAUUGACUUAGUUCGUGGAGAAGGAAUGAGUCUCGCGUCGAGUGACCGAAAGAAUUUUAAAAGAUCAUUAGAUACCCGGAAAAAAGUUGGUAGAAAAGGUGAUGGUGUCUUUAGAUUGCACAAGGAUCGCUUGGAGUUUGGCAUUAUUGAGGCUGGGCGUAAGUGGGAGGGUCAAGCUGGAUCAAAAUAUUUAUCAGAUUCAUUAAAGGCAUCGAAAAUGCUUAAAGAUAUGCUCUGUCAGCUUGUAUCUGAAUGCGAUAUGAAAGAAAGCCUUUCAAGAAAAUUACAAGCUGUCGGAAUUCUUCACGGAGCAAAUCGUAUCCAAAUCAUCACUGCUGAUCUACCUGAAGGAUAUAUAACACGUAUUAGACGCAGGAAAAUUCAAGAAGUUACGGGUCGUCUUACAGUGUCCAACCCACUCGCCCUUGUUUUGAAAGAAAUCUUAUACGCUAAAACUAUAAUCUCACAAACAGUGGAUGUAAUUAGUAAAAAAUACUUAGAUAUAGAAAAGGUGCUGGAUUCUGAUGACGAAUACGAUAUGUUACCAGUCAUUGAGUUAGUUGAGACAUUUGCAACUCCAAGGCCAAGUGAAACUUGCGUAUAG
Messenger RNA from Racocetra persica, 1260 nucleotides. Lineage: Eukaryota; Fungi; Glomeromycota; Glomeromycetes; Diversisporales; Gigasporaceae. The record is from the annotation of a GenBank genome assembly.